Messenger RNA from Bufo bufo (common toad), 2825 nucleotides. RefSeq names its product BCL2 like 1 (gene BCL2L1). Gene Ontology annotation, molecular function: protein heterodimerization activity; protein homodimerization activity. Gene Ontology annotation, cellular component: mitochondrial outer membrane. The coding region runs from base 357 to 986 and encodes 209 amino acids. The transcript has 4 exons. Lineage: Eukaryota; Metazoa; Chordata; Amphibia; Anura; Bufonidae. The record is from RefSeq and is a predicted model, not a curated record. Gene Ontology annotation, biological process: extrinsic apoptotic signaling pathway in absence of ligand; intrinsic apoptotic signaling pathway in response to DNA damage; negative regulation of intrinsic apoptotic signaling pathway.
CCAUGCUCUGAGUGCGCAGAUCAAUGGGGCGCUGCCAGGGCAACGGCCCACUCACACCCUGAUUGGGUAUCCAUGAUCACCGAGGGAAGGGGCGGAGCUGCAAGGCGACAAGAGCCUCUCUUGGGGUAGUGAGGGGGACAUUGGUGUCCUCGGAGUGACAGACGGAGAGCCCAGUGGGGCCCCUGCUGUAUGAUCUCUGUCCUCCCAUCAGUCACGAGUGGUCGUGGAUUUACUGACAUCAAGGCUGAGUGACGCGUCUUACGUCCUUGCCCUGGGAACCCUAGCUCCACGGCACCCUGCACGGCUUCAGCUGCUGCCUCUCUGUCCCAGGACAUGAUAAGCUCUCACCCUUGAGGAUGGACGGAGGCAAUCAGGUUCUUGUACAAAACUUUAUAUGCAAAAAACUCUUGCAGAAAGGCUUCAACCCAAGUUGUUGUGCUGAUCCCGAGCCUGGAACACUGCUGAAUGGAACCUCGCCCUCUGCUCAGGCUGUAGCCCAAGUCGCUGCGCCCCCGCAGGGUGCCGUGGUCGAAGAUGUGCUGCAGCAGGCGCUGCUGGAAGCCUCAGAAGAGUUUGAGUUGAGGUAUCGCAGGGCGUUCAGCGACCUCACCUGCCAGCUGCACAUCACCCUGGACACUGCGUAUCAGAGCUUUGAGCAGGUGGUGCACGAGCUGUUCAGGGAUGGCAUAAACUGGGGACGCAUUGUGGCCUUUUUCUCCUUUGGGGGGGCACUGUGUUUUGAAAGUGCAAACAAGGAAAUGGAAGUACUGAUACCUAGGAUUAUCGAAUGGAUGGCCACCUAUCUGGAUACAGCUUUAGGACCAUGGAUACAAACAAAUGGAGGCUGGGAAGCUUUUGUCGGCCUUUAUGGAAGCGAUGCCGCAGCUAAAUCCAGAAAGAGCCAGGAACGCUUCGGGAGGUGGCUUCUCACUGGUGCGACACUGGCUGGAGUGGCCCUGCUGGCCUCCUACAUCGUCCGCAGAUAGACCUCCGUCCACUGGACCCAGAUAUAAGAAAAGAUGUCGGGAAGGUGGGGAGUUCUCAAUGUCCACCCUUGACAAAGAAUGUCUUAUCCCCCCUUCCUCAUACAGGAUGUCCCAGUAACUGGGACUCCCACUCUGCAGACUCCAGAUCCUUGUUAACCAUUUGUUAGUUUAUUUUAAGUUCCUGUUCUGUGGAUCAGAUCCAUAAUCUGUAUUUAAAUAAAUAGGUUUUUUUUUGUUUUGUUUUUUCCUUUUCAUGCUGGAAGUCCCUGUGUUUCCUUGACCUUGAUGUUUGCAACAUCACUGUGAUUGAUCCACAAUGCAAUGCAAGUCCUGGGGGGCCCUCUAUUACAGGGUCAUCCAUUGUUUCUCCUAGGCGUUACUUUGCUUAGCAGUGGGGUUAUCCACCCCUUGGAUAUCUUCAUGAAACUGAUCAUCUCAUGGGGGGGGGGUCAUUGUGAACCCCUUUAAGCUUUGAAGAACUGUUUACCCAAAAGGUUUAGAGUUCCCUUUUUGAGGAAGCUUCCCCAACUGAUGGCAAAGGGGUCUGGCUGCUGGGAACCGCACUGUGGGAAAAGUAAUUGGGCAGCCAUGUAAUACACGGUCUUGUCUAGUGGUCCCAUAACAAGGGUGUCCCAGGCAGUGAACUACCCCCCCCCCCCCCCCCCCCCCCCAUCACUACGCUCUAUGAUGCAUAUGAAGUAUGGGGGUUGUUCGGAGUGGACAGAGGAGAGAAUGAAAUCUAGUGACCAGACCUUUCACAUGGGAGGCAGUACGUACCAUAAAGGUAAACCCUUUAGGACAUGUGGAUGGAGAUGGGGGAGUAGCUCUAGUUGACCCUCAUGGCACAGAGCCCCCCUUCUCCAUAUGCACUUCAGUAUUAGCAAACGGGGGAGAGGAGCACCGUCCAGAUUGUCGUAUGGGAUAGAAUAGGUGAACCUGAGUUGGAUGCUUCUGUACUGGGAUAGUAAAGGGGUGCAGAGGGGUGAAAAACACCCUUCUGGUGCACUAUCCUCUCUAGAAGCACUACAGUAGGUCUCUAUGAUCACAAUACUGAGGUUCCGGAUAAUAUACCUUCACAUAAUCGUCAAAUUGGCCUGACUUGUAGUGCAGCAGAAGUCUAGAUCUGCACGUUUUGGAACCAUAAAUGGGAUCCCAGUCAGUAGAGUACUAUUAGCUACUCUUUAGGGGUGCUAUAAGUAUAUAGUUUACCACCCUGCAUAUAGCUGGGUACCAAACUAUAAAAAAAAUGUGUAGGUAUUGGUAAGUAUCACUUCUAAAAUAGUGGCCUCCAUCUUUCAGAGCAUGCUGGUAAUGGUAGUUUGGCAACAUGUUGGAGACCACUGUGUAUAGAAUAUACUUCUGAAGCUUCUAUAAGGUGUGUCCCCCCAGGGUGACGGCAUAUAUGGUGUCUCCAUCCAUGUCCCUCACAUGAAGCUGAGCUGUCUGCAGGGUCAUCACAGUGUAGAAUUGCUGGUCUCACCUGUACAGUGAGGAACCUGCAAAAACAAAACCCUCCUAUGUCAGCUUCCUGGGAUAUUGUAACGUGGGAGGCAAAAGAUAUUGGGGGUCAUUUACUAAGACUAGCAUUUUACGCAGGUCUUUGGUUCCCCCCUGGGCUGGCAGAGGAUACACCUAAUUUAUGACGAGGCGCAUCCUAAGGCAGUUUGUGCGCCGGGAUUGAGAAACUACUCCAUUCCCUGAGUGGAGUGGUUUUCUCCAACAUUUACACCUGUUUUCAGGUGUACAUGUUAGUGAAUUUGACAGUGUCGUUGGCGCCACCAAGCCCCCUUCACGGCCCAGUGGCAAAGAUGGUGCAAAAACGCUGUGUGUGACAAAAAG